AAAAAACCAAAAGUCAAAAACUUGUAUUAUUUGUAUUAUAAUUGAUCAUGAGUCUGGUACAGGUUCACUUGUACAAAUUGUAAAACUUCUCUCUUCGACAAAAGGCCACUCGCCGUCGGUUGGUUUACAACGCGAUGGUCCAAUUUAUACACACACACAUAUAUAUAUAAAUAUAUUUAUAUUUUUGUUAAUUAAUAGUUAAUUCGAGGAUGAUGACCACAACUUGACUGGUUUGUUUCCUUUCCCCCUUCUCUCUGUCCACUGCGUGUCUGUCUGUCUUUCUCAGUCUCACUCCACUCUCUCUCUCUCUCCGUCUUUCUCUCUCUACCAUUUUGGGAAGUUGGACCAGAGCUCCGGUCGUUUGCCUCUUGGAAGGCGCAGAUAAGCUCUCUCGAUUUGCGCCGGAGCCGCGUAGUGCAAUGUUGAGAGGAUCUUCGUCUUCCGUUCGCAGGCUCGUCUGGAUAUUGGCGCUUACUCUGCUUCUUCUCUGCGGGGAUUUGGUUCCUUCUUCGCUUGCGCGCGCUCAUCCGCUCGGCGAUUCGGAUCUGCUCGUUCAGACGAACGCCACCGAGUCCAAUGUGUCCCUCUCUAGACCUAAGGAAGGCAGCUUCGCCGACAUGAUUGAUAAAGCUUUGGAGAACGAGUUCAAGGAAAAUGAUCAGAACGAAGCUAAUGAUGCUGGGAGUUUCAACAACAGCGUUGCCGGACAGCAGGCAGUUCUGGAAACUGUUGCCAGAGUUAAGCCAAAGAAAAAUGACACAAAAGAGGAAAAGUCGUUUCAAUUUCAUGAUGUUUUCAAUCUGGAUAAUGACAAUAGAGCUGAAGAUACCCCAACCUUGAUAGAUCGAAAGGACAAUGUCUUCAUUAUAUCGAACUUUAAAUCCAAAUAUCCAAUGCUGCAGCUAGACUUAAGAUUGAUAUCAGAUUUGGUAGUUGUUAUCGUAUCUGCAACCUGUGGUGGCAUUGCCUUUGCUUGUGCAGGACAACCGGUUAUUACUGGAUAUUUGCUAGCGGGUUCUGUGAUUGGUCCUGGAGGCUUCAGCUUUGUUAGUGAAAUGGUGCAAGUUGAAACAGUGGCUCAGUUUGGUGUAAUUUUUCUUCUUUUUGCACUGGGCUUGGAGUUCUCCACAACGAAGCUUAGAGUUGUUCGAGCAGUUGCUGUUCUAGGAGGUCUGCUUCAGAUUUUCCUUUUCAUGUGCCUUUGUGGUUUUAUAGCAUCGUUAUGCGGUGGUAAAGCUUCAGAAGGGGUGUUUGUUGGCACAUUUCUUUCAAUGUCUUCAACGGCAGUGGUAUUGAAGUUUUUGAUGGAUAAGAACUCAACGAAUGCCCUUCAUGGCCAAGUCACUAUAGGCACCCUUAUUCUGCAGGACUGUGCUGUGGGUUUGCUUUUCGCUUUGCUUCCAGUCCUUGGCGGUACUUCUGGUGUUCUUCAAGGAUUGGUAUCCAUGACCAAAUUGCUGGUGGUGUUGAUUACGUUUUUGUCUGUUUUGUCCAUAAUAUCUCGUACUGGUCUUCCUUGGUUACUUAAAUUGAUGGUUAGCUUAUCAUCUCAGACCAAUGAACUAUACCAAUUAGCAUCGGUGGCAUUCUGCUUGCUUGUAGCCUGGUGUAGUGAUAAGCUGGGACUGAGUCUUGAACUGGGUUCCUUUGCUGCUGGGGUGAUGAUAGCCACGACUGAUCUUGCUCAACAUACACUCGAACAAAUUGAACCCAUUCGCAACUUUUUCGCCGCUCUUUUCCUUGCGAGCAUUGGGAUGCUGAUCCAUGUUCAAUUUCUCUGGAUUCACGUUGACAUAUUGCUGGCAUCUGUUAUAUUAGUUAUUAUUGUAAAAACAGUUAUAAUCAGCACAGUUGUCAAGGCAUUUCGUUACAACAACAAAACAUCACUUCUCGUGGGGAUGUCUUUGGCACAGAUAGGGGAGUUUGCUUUUGUUCUUCUCAGUCGAGCAUCAAACCUUCAUCUAGUUGAGGCUAAACUGUAUCUGCUGCUUCUUGGGACCACAGCACUGAGUCUGGUAACCACUCCGCUGCUUUUCAAGCUCAUUCCUGCAGUAGUGCAUCUUGGUGUUUUGUUGCGCUGGUUCCCUCCUGACAGUUCUGUCGAGGUGGGUUUUAAAGGAGAGAACCUCCGGUCAGACAGCGGCAAGCAACGCAUUAUCUUGAUGGUCCAAGGAUCUCAUGAUUCGUAAUGCUUAAUUGGAUGAGCUGAAGACCGGAUCUUGUUUACGUGACACGCUCUUAUUCGGCCACUCCCGGAAUGUUGCCAGUUGAUCAGAAUUACUUUUUCCUCGUUGGAAGCUCUUUCGGAGUCGUUACUGUUUCAUUUUCCUGACCUACCAGUCAUCAAAUUCAGACGAGUGUCCCUAUUGGAAGAAUGGGGCCGAGGUUUAUCUAACUUCUGACAAAGAACUAACCUAACAAGCCUUACACCCGUAAUAUAAUUUUUUUCCCACUGUGUGUGACUUCAUUCUUUUCAGUGUAAUAUAGUUCCCUAGAUGUAACUUUACCCGAAUAUUGAUAGUUACAGUAUAUGGUUCUCAAAGUGUAAGUUUUGAUUG
This is a messenger RNA of Morus notabilis, 2558 nucleotides long. RefSeq names its product K(+) efflux antiporter 6. Gene Ontology annotation, molecular function: potassium:proton antiporter activity. The record is from RefSeq and is a predicted model, not a curated record. The transcript is spliced from 20 exons. The coding region runs from base 420 to 2189 and encodes 589 amino acids. Lineage: Eukaryota; Viridiplantae; Streptophyta; Magnoliopsida; Rosales; Moraceae. Gene Ontology annotation, biological process: potassium ion transmembrane transport; proton transmembrane transport. Gene Ontology annotation, cellular component: membrane.